Molecule: messenger RNA, 1504 nt
Organism: Megalobrama amblycephala (Wuchang bream)
Lineage: Eukaryota; Metazoa; Chordata; Actinopteri; Cypriniformes; Xenocyprididae
Exons: 7
Coding region: 134-1114 (326 amino acids)
Biological process (GO): positive regulation of ERK1 and ERK2 cascade; T cell activation; interleukin-15-mediated signaling pathway
Cellular component (GO): membrane raft; external side of plasma membrane
Molecular function (GO): MHC class II protein binding; protein tyrosine kinase binding
Source: RefSeq, a predicted model, not a curated record
UGAAACAAUACUUCUCCAUCAUGCACCGGCACAGAGUAGAUCAGAGGAAGUUAACAAAUACAGAAAAAACUGAUGAUAUUUAAAGAAAGAGUUGUGAGCAUAUAAUGAAGCGGAAGACUGACAGAAACAGAAAAUGUCUGAUAAGUGUGAUCUGUGUUUGCUGGGACUGAUCAUUCUCUGCUCACUUCUCACAGGUACCAGUGGAGUGGAUGAGACUGAUGUGUUCAUCAGUUCUGGUGAAAAUGUCCGUCUGCCCUGUAAUAAUGCUCUUUCUGACUGCACAUCAACUACAUGGAUCUUUGACAGUUUCAGACAUGAAAAGACAGAUGAACUGAUUACUGGAGGGAAAAAGAAGGAAGACACAGAGAGACAUGAGAGACUGAGUCUGGGGUCUGACUGCUCUCUGAACAUCAAGAACGUCACAAAAGAAGAUCUAGGAUUUUACACCUGCCAACAAUACAUGAAUGACAAACAACAAGGAAAUGAUACACGUGUUUUAUUGCAUGUUCUUCAUGUUUCAUCAUCAUCAUCAUCCUCACAGACUGAGAUCAGUCCAGGUCGCUCUGUGACUCUCUCCUGUCAGUUGUAUCCAUAUGAUGGAGAAUCUUGUGAUCUUUGGGACCGUUCUGAGGGAAUUCAUCUGUUGUGGGUGAAUCAGGCUGGUGUUGAUCUGACGACAGACUCCAGAUAUCAGAUAUCAGCUUCAGGACUCUGUAUCAUCAAUCUGACUACAACACUCCUGAAGGAAGAUGACAACAGAGAGUGGAGAUGUCGGCUUACUCACAGAAAUCAAGUCGAGACCUCAGUCAGAUACACUGUCAAGUAUUCAGCUCAAGAUGAUUCAGUGACAGCAGUGAUUCCAGUCCACACCACAAACUCUCAGGAUCCCUCAACUAUAAAGACACCAGAAACUAAAGAUCCAGCUGUCAUCACAUCAGAAACUGGAGUCAGUAGGACUGCUGGAUCAUUAUUCAGAGUGAUUGUGAUGAUUGUUGAGAUCGCAGUGUUUGCUGCUCCUACUGUGAUUCUUCUUCAGAUCAUCUGUGCAAGAAGAGCUGGGAGGAAGAACUCGCAGCACCUAGAGGAAAUAGAGAUGCCUACAAGAUUACAAUAAAAUACUGCUGAGUUUUGAGCGAAUCUGCAAUAAUAUCUAAAAUAGCAAAAACUUAAAAAGGAUUGUUCAUUAAUUUUCUUCUCAGAAAAAAACCUCUAAGCACCCUGAAGAAAUAGUGAUACCAUCAUGUUUAGAUUAAUUUCUCAUUUAUAUGGAUUUUAUGGAUAUUUGCCUACAGUGUUCAAUGUAAUUUUCUAGUUUUUUUCAUUUAUAAACUGCUUUAAUUAUAAUAAUUACAGUAAUGGACAGACUCAGACUGUUUGUAUAAUCUUCUGUUGGAGCUGGUUUGGUGAUUCUAUUAUCUUGUCUGUUCGUUGCUGUUUUUAGCAUUUUAUUUUACAAUUUUGAAUGAUCGCUACUAAUUUUCUUAAUAAAACGUCUACAAUUGUG